AUGAUGGCGGCAUUGGAUGUGCCAGUGGAACGAGUCUAUGAAGAGGUGAAAAGAGUUGCCAUGCGGCUGGAAAAGCUGCAAAAAGGUGACUUGAUCGACAAGGUAGCGACCUUCAAAGGACUCCUUCUUUUAAUAGGACCAGUGAGCAAGCGGGAACCCUGGCUAAGUACAUACACAAAUGCAACUAUUGUUGAAAAAGGGGACAUCUGGCAGCGGACUGCAGAAAAAGAGAGAAACCCUCGAACCACAAGUAUCGUGAGAGCGGCCACAACCGCAAUUAUAACGAUACGCGAAACAACGCAUGGUAGCUCGCUUGCAAGAGAGUUAGGCAGAUGGUGUAAAACCGUCCAAAGAAAAGGGGAAGACCCAAAACUCCAAACCGGCGCUAUAGGUAAACCAAGCGCUUGUGAAGUGGAAAUUUUCGAUAUUACAGCAAAAGCACUCGUAGACACAGGCUCUGUGUUCUCGAUUACUCUCCUCAAGAGAGUGCGCGAACAAGGCGUUGAUCUUGAUGAUAAGGCACACAUCGUGGGUAUGGGAAAGAAUGCAGAAAUAACAACAGAAGUAAUGGUCAUAGGAGCUAGCACGGUUUGCGUGCAUAUGCACAUGCAGCAAAGUAACGACGAUACGUUGUUAUUGGGCACUAAUGCUUUAGAAGUACUGGGAAUCUCUUUGGAGCUAACUGCGAACGUACGUGCAACGCGGAAUGGCUUUGCAAAUGACCCGUGCUCUGGUGCAGCGUACUCAGACAAAAGGGUAGUAGUCGGACCAGGUAAAGUAGCCACAGUCAAAAUUUUUGGUAGGAACUCGACAAGGAAGCUUGCAGUUUUUGGUCCAAAAACCCUCGUAUAG
This is a messenger RNA of Cooperia oncophora, 852 nucleotides long. Lineage: Eukaryota; Metazoa; Nematoda; Chromadorea; Rhabditida; Trichostrongylidae. The record is from the annotation of a GenBank genome assembly.